Seriola dumerili (greater amberjack) is the source of this 922-nucleotide messenger RNA. Its product is annotated as pentraxin fusion protein-like. Bases 60 to 725 code for a protein of 221 amino acids. The transcript has 5 exons. The record is from RefSeq and is a predicted model, not a curated record. Lineage: Eukaryota; Metazoa; Chordata; Actinopteri; Carangiformes; Carangidae.
AAAAAAACCCUGUUUAGAUUGAUUAUAGCAGGACCUUCCCAGCAGCACGGUUUGACAAAAUGAGAUUUUCAGCCGUUCUUUUUCUCGUUGCCAUCUCCACGGUGUUGGCCGGGAGUACAACCACAAAGACCUUGGUGUUUCCCACUGAGACGAGUACCAGUUUUGUUGAGAUGGUCCCUCUGAAGCCCUUGAGCCUGAGGGCCUUCACCCUGUGCAUGCGUGUGGCCACGGAGCUCAGUGGGGAGCGAGAGAUCAUUCUGUUUGCCUACCGGACUGCAGACUAUGAUGAGCUGAAUGUGUGGCGUGAACUGGACGGCAGAUUGUCCUUCUACCUGGCUGGAGAGGGUGUUCUCUUCUCAGUCCCUGAGCUCGGAUCCCUAGAGACCCACCUUUGUUUCACCUGGGAUUCCACUUCAGGUGCGGCUGCCUUAUUUAUGAAUGGGAGGAAAAGCUUGACCAAAAUUUACAAGAAGGGUCACUCUGUCAGAUCCAACGGCAAGGUUCUGAUUGGACAAGAUCCAGAUAGCUACUUGGGGGAUUUUGACGCCAAACAGAGUUUUGUUGGGGAGAUCUGUGACAUUAAUAUGUGGGACUCUGUCCUCUCAGCCAGCACCAUCCAAGAUAUGUACUCCGGGAAGACAGUGUCAAGAGGAAAUGUUUUUGACUGGGAAACCGCACAGCUCAAUGUUAAUGGAGAGGUAGAGGUUAUUACUCGUGAGCUGUAGAUUUAAUGCUCCCACACGAAUAUGGCGGAUUAAUGUAGGGAAUGUAGCCACAUUACACCUGUAUGACAUUUAUGAAGAAGAUGAUUUCUUGAUCAAAUGUAAGUCAAUGCAAUUAAUGAUAAAUACUAAUUUCUUACUUCAAAUUAUGGCCCUGCUGUAAUUAUUUCCAGUUCAAUAAAAAUGUGUAUUGACAAUGA